This is a messenger RNA of Symbiodinium natans, 1956 nucleotides long. The record is from the annotation of a GenBank genome assembly. NCBI's taxonomy places the organism in Eukaryota, Dinophyceae, Suessiales, Symbiodiniaceae.
AUGGAUGGGGUGUCUCCGGCCGCCCAGACAGCGGACACCAACGCAGCGCAGGAGGAAUUUGACAAUGAGAUGCACGAGGAGACCAACGAGCACGAAGAGCUUGGGUCCGUGCAGCUGGGGAUCUCUGCGGCACAGGCAGUAGCAGACUCCGAAGCGGCAGAAUCGACGUUCGUCACCGAAAGGAUCCCCUCGAUUCGGAACUUCAUGGGCACCGAUGAGGCCUCUCACGUGCCAAAGCCGCUCUUGUGCGCGAGUCUCGUUGUGACUCUCAUCUACUGGCUCCUGUUUGUGUAUUCGCAAGCCGUGCAUCAGAACUCUGCUGUUGCUUGGGAGAUUCGGGCCACUUUCCAGAAUCUCGACGGCAACGUACUCCGAAGACGGGGCAAGAGCGUCGGCCAGGGUGACGACAGCCCAAACGAAGAUGUCUUGGAAGACUUCGCGGAAGCCUACGACUGGCUACUGCAGGGCUACUUCCCGCGCCUGUGGCAGGAUACACCUAUGGGCCGAGGUCGCUUGGCUGGGCGUUUGCACCUGGUUGGGGGUGUCCGCCUGGCGAGGCAGUGGAGCGCGCCGCUACAGUGCGAAGAGGACCCCCAGCUCUGGAUGGACAUCAUCUACAACGAGUCAUGCUCCCAUGGGGCAACAAGGAGAGACGGCGCGCAGGACACAUACUGGCUCGACAUCUCGCAAGACUUGGGCGCAAUCCUUGUCCACCUAAGUCACCUGCAGAGCAGCAACUGGCUGUCGGCGGACACCAACGGCUUGAGCUUCAAAGCCCUCUUCUACAACCGGCGGAGCGAGCAUUUUGUCCUCCUGUCCUUCGACUUCCUCCUAGAAGAGAGUGGAUACCUGCGCCGGCAAAGCUCUCUACAGAUGAUCCCUUCAAAUGUAUACACUUCCAGUCCGAACUUUGUUCUUUCCAGUACGGCGGCAGACGUUUUGGCAGCCCUUGGUUUGGCGGCCUGUGUGGUGGUAGAGGUGCUCAUGUGGUGGCAGACAUGGAAGAGCCAUCACAUUCAGUCCUUUGUCUUCAACGUCUACCGGAUCGUCAGCUUGAUUCAGGUUGUUGGAGGCAUUGCGUAUCUUGCUUUGUAUGCCGUCCUUGCCGGAGCAGUCGACCGUCUCAGCGACAAGCUCCGGGAGUUCGCCUCCCUUUCUGGCACGGUUGUGGACUUCCCGCCAGGGAACCUCACCGACGCGGCCCAGGGUCGCCUCGAGGUCAUGAGCGAUGUCUACCGCCUCACUGAGGAUGCCGACCAACUGUUUCGGUGGACGCAGUGGCUGUGCUUCUGGUACCUGCUGGUGCUUUUGCUGAAAUUCGGGGAAGGCCUCCCCGUAUCCCCUCGGCUGCGGGUCUUCGUGAACACGCUGCACGAUGCCAUGGGCAAUAUACUGUACUUCUUCAUCGUCUUCAGCGUUGUUUUCGUCAACUUCGCCAUGGGUGCCCAUUUCUUAUUCGGUCACAUUCUCUACUCCUGGUCUCGAUCGUUCUUACCGUUUGCAUCAUCAUUCAGGGUACUGAUGGGCGAUUUCGACUUUAUGGCUAUGUAUGCCAUUGCGCCAGUGAGCGCCAUAUUCUGGUUUACACUCUUCACCUUGAUGGUUGGUUUUGUGCUCAUGAACCUCUUCAUUGCCAUCGUCACCUUCUCUUUCGACCGUGUUCAGCAAGAAGCCCUGGGCCACUCAAAGGAGGAUGCCUUGAUGAUCCUCGCGCACCACGUAGGAAAGAUUUCAAAAAUGGGAAGCCAACGCAGGCUGUCCCUCACCAACAAGGCUGCGCAUGUGGCCUCCAUGGCGAAUCCCAUGUCAAAGCUUACGAGAAAGAAGAAGGCCAAUGAGAAGAAGAAUGCUGACGCCGUGGGCACGGAGGAUGGGAGCAAGGAGCAGGAAGGGGCAGCAUUUGAGCCAUCUCAGGCAGGCACUUCAGGUGAUUUGACUCAAACCGAGAAGUUUUGA